CAUUCUCUCUGCUGCAUCCAUCUUUUCACCGCCACAUUCGUUCUGCCCGGCGGCCCGUCUUCAUCUGUCUAACUCCGAACGAACUGGGUUUUCUCACAUUCUCUUUUCUUCGUAGUAACUACCUCUAUCUUUUUUCCAGCGGCCGCCACCGCCACAUCCUUAUUGCCGGUCUGCCCUUCUUCAUCUGUGUUCCAUUAAAAUGGCUUCUCUGCUUAGAGUCUCUGCCAAUGGGUUUCGGUCGGAGAAGUUACCACUGUUAUCAAGAGGCAAAAGAAGACAAGGUAUUGCUGCAAAGAAAGCAGCUUUUCGUUGGGUUCCAGUAGCAAUGUCGUUAUCCAUGUCGACCACAGCCAUUCAACAUAACCAGAAAGCAACUUCACUGGACCUCGCCAUCCCAAUCAUGGUAAAUAGCUGUACCGGUAAAAUGGGAAAGGCUGUUAUCAAAGCAGCAGAUUCUGCUGGACUUCAUAUUGUCCCUGUGUCUUUUGGUGCAGAGAAGGAGUCUGGGCAGACUAUUGAACUGUGUGGCAAAGAGAUUUUGGUCCAUGGUCCUUCUGAAAAAGAAAGCGUCCUUGCGUCUGUCUUUCAUGAGUAUCCAAACCUGAUCGUGGUAGACUACACUGUGCCUGCCACUGUUAAUGAUAAUGCUGAGCUAUAUUCCAAAGUUGGAGUACCUUUUGUUAUGGGAACCACUGGUGGAGACAGGGAUCGACUGUAUAAGACUGUCGAAGAUUCAAAUGGUUAUGCUGUGAUCUCACCACAAAUGGGGAAACAGGUUGUUGCGUUUCUUGCAGCCAUGGAGAUCAUGGCUGAGCAAUUUCCUGGAGCCUUCUCUGGAUAUUCUCUGCAGGUGACGGAGUCUCAUCAAGCAAGCAAACUGGACACCUCGGGGACUGCUAAGGCUGUAAUUUCUUGCUUUCAGAAGUUGGGGGUGUCAUUUGGCAUGGAUCAGAUACAAAUGAUCCGGGAUCCCAAGCAGCAGAUUGAGAUGGUGGGAGUUCCAGAAGAGCAUUUGGCUGGUCAUGCUUUUCAUUUGUACCAUCUAACAUCACCUGAUAAAACAGUUUCAUUUGAGUUUCAGCAUAAUGUUUGCGGCAGAUCGAUAUAUGCCGAGGGUACUGUUGAUGCUGUACUUUUCCUUGCUAAGAAGGUUCAGUCAAGUGCCAACAAGCGCAUCUAUAAUAUGAUUGACGUCUUGCGGGAAGGUAACAUGCGAUAAUAUGGUGUUUCCAUGCACUGUUGUUGUAUAAGUGUAUUCUGUAGCUCAAGAUGUUUAGGAUUAUGAGACACAAGGAGAGGCAAUUUUGUAUUGAGGGCGCGGGUCUUCUCCGUUGUUUGCAGUGAGUUGUUUUAGUGUAAGAAGCACAAGAUGAUGAUGAUGAAAAGAUAACGGCACAAUAGUUUAAUUUUUUUUUUUUGAUUUCUUAAAAAUUUUUUUAUUUUGAUUUCUUUAAUCAAGCUCAUAUUGAUAGAAUUA
Theobroma cacao (cacao) is the source of this 1477-nucleotide messenger RNA. Lineage: Eukaryota; Viridiplantae; Streptophyta; Magnoliopsida; Malvales; Malvaceae. The record is from RefSeq and is a predicted model, not a curated record.